AUGGCUACCCCGAUGACCAUGCCCGUCUACCACUACUUCGACCUUGGUCGCCUAGGCCGCGGAGAAGUAGUCAAGCUAUUCCUCAUGGACGCGGGGAUCGAGAUCAAAGAGACUCGCUAUCCAUACGACGAGACCUGGGCCGAGAACAGCAAGAAGCUCCAGCAGCAGGGAAUCAUCAGGACCCGCAAACUGCCGGCACUGGAGUACCAGGGCAUGAUUCUCACCCAGCACAUUCCCAUCCUGCGGUUCUUUGCCCGGGCACUGGGUCACUAUGAUGGGCAAACCAAUGCGGAGAAAUUCGUGGUCGAUGCGGUAUCGGACAUCUAUAUCGACUGGAGAGUCAGUGUUUUUUACCCAUCCGCGCUCCUUAUUCCUUCCUAG
Molecule: messenger RNA, 381 nt
Organism: Aspergillus melleus
Lineage: Eukaryota; Fungi; Ascomycota; Eurotiomycetes; Eurotiales; Aspergillaceae
Product: glutathione S-transferase N-terminal domain-containing protein
Exons: 1
Coding region: 1-381 (126 amino acids)
Biological process (GO): glutathione metabolic process
Molecular function (GO): glutathione transferase activity
Source: RefSeq, a predicted model, not a curated record